Messenger RNA from Orbicella faveolata, 462 nucleotides. RefSeq names its product DNA repair protein RAD50-like. Gene Ontology annotation, cellular component: Mre11 complex; condensed nuclear chromosome. Gene Ontology annotation, biological process: double-strand break repair; chromosome organization involved in meiotic cell cycle; telomere maintenance via telomerase. NCBI's taxonomy places the organism in Eukaryota, Metazoa, Cnidaria, Anthozoa, Scleractinia, Merulinidae. Gene Ontology annotation, molecular function: G-quadruplex DNA binding; single-stranded telomeric DNA binding; double-stranded telomeric DNA binding. The record is from RefSeq and is a predicted model, not a curated record.
AAUAUCACCAGUAGUCAACAUGAUAAUAUGUUUUAUUGUUCUUGUAUCGCAUCGCGAAGUGAACGAGGUAUUAUCGGCUCAUUGGAGAAAAUCUAUUCCAAGUAUGUUUCUAAACUGGAGAGUGAAGAUGUGCACACGAGUGGCUGUCCUCUGUGUCAUAGGACAUUUGAGAACAACAGGCAGAUUGCUGCUCUUGUCACUGAGCUGAGGACUAAGAUUCGAACUCUGCCCGAGAAAAGAGUAUCCAAUGAGAGGAAUCUUUCCAAUGAACAAAAACGCUAUGACCGCAUUCUUGAACUGGCCCCAGCUAAGGAAACUUUAGAAUCUCUCGAGAACAUUGAAAUUCCUGACGUUAAAAUCAAAUUGGAAGAGAUAGAAAGAGAAGUGCAAAGAAUUGAAGAGGAAAUUACUGAGGUACGUCAUGUAACAACACUGAACAACACUAAACAGAGAGAAUAUUGA